Messenger RNA from Ceutorhynchus assimilis (cabbage seed weevil), 3445 nucleotides. Lineage: Eukaryota; Metazoa; Arthropoda; Insecta; Coleoptera; Curculionidae. The record is from the annotation of a GenBank genome assembly.
UUAUUGCUUUUUUAUUUUAAAUCUAAACGAAAAAAACAAAAAAAAAAAAAAUUUAGCACAAUUUUUGUUUAGCCUCAAAGACGUAGGUAUAGUAAUAUUCUUGUAUUGGCAGGAUUGAGAAAAAUCUAGUAAUAUUCUCUGGUAUUCCAAGUUUUAAAAUCUGGUAAAAUGGCCAUUCAUAUAGUUGGCAACACUGAUCGAUUCAGUUCAAGUUAUUCAUUUGACCGAAUUGACUCUAUCAGCGAAAGUCAGUUGAAUGAUGGUAUAGGUAAUUAAUAAUUGAGAUACCUAAGUAAGCAAGUAUAAUAAAAGCUGGUAUUCAAGUUGUUAAACGAUUUAAUGCAGUCAUUAAAUUUGAAACUUUCUCAAGCCCGAAUAUUGUUUUUAUUUGUCAACCGAAAAUACAACUUCUAUUAGGUAGGUACUUGCAAGACAAACAAAUUAACGGAGAUAACUCGUGGUAAACAAAAGUAUAAAACUAUUGUUAAGGUAAAAAGGAUGGGCUAAUUAGGAUCUACCUUCUGCAACCGAAAUUAAUUAUUCAAGCACAAGAAAGAAACAACAAAGACCAAAGACCCAAGAGCUUCUGACAAAUGGUGUCCAUCCGUUACGAUCAACAGGAUCUUCAUCGACGAAUAACAAAAUAAAAUCGAAGCUCCCUUUUCACUCCCACUACCACCUUUAGUGCAGCAGCGUAACCGCUUGAUGGUCCCCCCUUCACGCGUCUUUCUCUCUGUCUCUCUCUGGGCUCCUGCUCGAGGGUGCCUAAGUCUGGUAAGUCCGCUGGCCAACCUUAACAUCAACAACGAACAACGCUUGCGAGGUUGGUACUAAUUAAAACUUGGCGGUACUUACUAGCUCCGGUUCGCGGACAAGACUGUGUCGUCAAUAGUUUUUAGUAGUAGUGGUACCAGAGAUAGCUGUGCACCCCGAGCAGUUUGCUGCUGAUAACGGGAAACGUCGAUUGAUAAUAAUGAAAACCAAGUCCGGCGGCGCUGAUUAUCAACAGCAACAACGUCUAUACGAUGUUCAGUACAGGGACGACCAUCAGCAACAACAACAGCAAUGCAGCAGCACAAGGCCAACGCAAUACAGUCCCGCCUCUCAUCACGAAAGGGCGGAGUUGUCCCCAGCAACGUCUCGACCCACCUCUCCCUCUCCCCUAGAAUUCCCCAUUUACCAGCAAUCGACGGAACCCGAACAGGACAAUAAUUAUCUGAUACGCGGGGACGGAACGUAUUUCAGACUGGACGAGGUUCACCUCGAAGAAACGCCCACUGGUACUUUUCUGCAACUGGGAGAGCAUACAAACGGAGUUUCACCGCAUCAGAGCGAAGCUACACCCAGUCCUGGUUCUCCUCAUCGUGGUACUGCCUUUACGAAUCUGAGUUUACAGGGAGAGGGACAUCAGCAACAGUCUAUAAUUGAGCCUGCAGCUGCGCAACUGACACAGUUGACUAGCCAUAUCAGUUAUGCUACUGGAGGAUUGGAGAGUUCGAUUGCCAAUUCCAUUUAUGCUAGAAAUACUGGUUAUAACGGGUCUACGAUGCACUAUUAUAAUACCGGGUCUCCAGAAAUGCACGGUCAAAAUCAAAUUUGGUCAAAUACUGGUGUAAACGCUAGUACUGGGCUCCUUACAGACGAAUACAAAGCAGCAACGGCAGCUGCAAAUGCCUCCCUUCCGGCCUUCAACAGAGUACCAACGUUCCAGACUACACCUACAAGAACCCCAACGUACUCUGCCAUGGGGUACCAAGAUUACAGCUACGCAGAUCCUAAUGGGUCUUAUAUCAGUCCUGCAACUACUCCCAGGAACCGCAUGAGUGCAGCUGGUACUUUGUCAGCGAUUGCCCCAGGUACGACUGCCGAGUACUUCACGGAAGGUAGAGAGUGCGUCAACUGUGGUGCCAUUGAUACACCGUUAUGGCGUCGCGACGGCACCGGCCAUUAUCUAUGCAACGCCUGCGGCCUUUACCAUAAAAUGAAUGGCAUGAACCGACCCUUGGUCAAGCAGCCUCGUAGAAUGUCUGCAUCACGUCGAGCUGGUCUCACUUGCACCAACUGCCAGACAACUACUACUUCUUUAUGGAGAAGAAACGCCCAUGGAGAGCCCGUAUGCAAUGCUUGCGGACUUUACUUUAAAUUGCAUUCGGUAAACAGGCCGUUGUCCAUGAAAAAAGACACCAUACAGACAAGGAAAAGGAAACCGAAAGGCAGCAAAUCAGGAGGACAGGUUGGUAACAUGGGUAACAAUGGUAGAGGACUAAAUGGUAGGAUUAAAACUGAGAAGCAGAUUAAAAUUGAAACGUCACCAUUAGACACCUUCCAGCUCUCUCAUCUCCAACACACCAGCACUGGUUUCAUGUACCCGACCCAGCCUCACCAGAGGCUCAGCCCCUAUUCUUCGCAGUCGCCUCAGAACCUCUGCACUCAAGCCGACUACUACAACGGGAUGUUGCCUCACACCGCUACGCCGAGUCCUCUGUCCACAGCUUCCGAUAUUCACUCAGAUUCUCCUCACUCGCCUAUGUAUGUUAAUAACAAUAACAACAACGAUAGUAAAGUUAUUAUGGAUAACAUCGAGCGACCCACCGUGGUGUCUUUGACGUCGUAAAUUAGUUUUAUGUUUUAUUAUUUUUAGUGCAAUUUUAGUAUCAUCUACGAAUAGUUGAUUUGAGAUUUUUUGUAUUUAUAACUUAUUCUUAUAUAUUUCGACAUUUGUAUUGCUCUCUUUUAAUCAACAUUCUACCUAUAUAAAUCUGCAAUUAGGUAGGUAUACAUCACAGCUAAAAUUUGAAUCUCUUUUGUAAUUAUUAUUAUUGUUAUUGUAUCUUUUACAUAGGUACUUAUAAAUUUAUCUAUUAUGUAAAUAAAUUACUUCAUUAGUUUUUUGCCAUAGGCUUAGUUCACUAAUCAUACUGAAUGUCCCAAAAAAAAAAAAACAAAACUGUACCUAUGAUCUUAUGUUUGAUAUCAAAAUUUGUGCAAAAUGCAUUUUUUUUGGGACACUCUAAUAAUUUUUGUAUAUAGAAAAUGUAUAAAUUCAAAAGAAAACAAUAUACACAAGUGACCAAAGAUUUUGUUUAAAAAUUAUUGGCUUUUUUAAUGUCAAACAGAAUUUUCUUUUUUUAAGUCUACAGGGUGCAUAGGUAAUUUAUAUCCCAUUUGGACAUUCUGUAGUAUUUUUAAACAAAUCAUAUACUAUACCUAUAUAUAUUUAGUUUUAAUUUUGACUGAGAUUUUCUCAUCGUUUUUUUUUCUCAAAAAAUGUUUUUUAUUUAAUAUUUUAUCAGACACAUUCCGUUGUAGAAAAAAAUGUUUCUGUAUAUAUCCUACAUUAUUAUAUUAUAGUUCUUCAUUUAGUUUAUUUGUUCUAUAAUUAUAUAAUUCUGUCUCUUGUUAUAUACAGUAAAAAUAAUUAAAUAAAAAUAUAUUUGAUAAGGAA